Messenger RNA from Kogia breviceps (pygmy sperm whale), 7476 nucleotides. NCBI's taxonomy places the organism in Eukaryota, Metazoa, Chordata, Mammalia, Artiodactyla, Physeteridae. The record is from RefSeq and is a predicted model, not a curated record.
GUUUAGUCCAGUUUAUUCCUUCCUUGACUGUUCAGAUGAACGAACGAGAAGAAACAUCAAAAGAACCAGAGUCAGUCAGGUAAGAAAAGGGGCCACCUGGGCACUUGAUUUUGAUUGUGAAGUGAAAUACACACAGACAGAAAAGUUCGUGUCUAAGAUUUAUGAAUAAAUUACGAACUCUCUAUGACCACCACCCACUGGGUACUUCUAAAGAAAGACUUUCUAGAAAUCCAAAGCCUUAUUAAAUGCAAAACUGGCCACUGCUCCUUUCCCCCUCUCCACCUGGUGUGAGAGCCGCAUGCCAGACCUUGGAGCUUCCGGAUUCAUGCAACCUAGGGGUCAAGGUCAGCGUUCCCCGCAAUAGCUGACCUCUUCUUCCACGCUGGGCUCUGCUCUCCGUAACAAAUUCCCCAGGGGCUGUUUCGCCCCUGACUUCGUAACCCACGUUAGUAAUUAGGGCGCAAGUGAGGAUUCGGGUGGCCCCUGGGUGACAGCCAGUAAGAUUCUUAGCCUUCCUGGUUCGGGAAAGGGAAAGAAUUCGGGAGGGGUAGGAUUUUUUUUUUUUUUCCCGGUAGGAUAGGUGGGGAAAAGACCGCUGCCUGUGUGUCCCUCUUUUGGACUAAGGUGUCUCUGUUGCUCCGUAAAUAAAACGUCUCACUGCCUUCUGCGAGCGCUAUAAAGGCGGCGGAACGGCUGUCCCGGGGGCAUUCCGGGCCGGACUUGAGCUGGAGCAGGUGAGAUCGUCGCUGAAGAUGCAGCGCACCCCACCCCGCCCUGGCUUAACUCCCAGGGAGGCAUCGCUGGUUGGGGAUGGGACUAGUGGGGGGGUGGGGGUGGAAUAGAGCCGCCGGGCAGGGGACAGUACAGCCUUCUUUCUGAGAAGCUGACUGCGAGAAGGAAGCUAGGAAAACAGGCCGAGGGGUGAGACCUGCUCCACCCGCCCAAAGUUCUGUCCCCGGGAGAGCGCGCCCGGCUGCAGGAAUUUGCCUGCAACGCGCGUGCAGCCUCGGGACCCGGGGAGCGUGGCCUGAGGGUUCCACUCCCGGCCCCGGGGGUUGUGCUUCUUUCCCAGGGCGCGCCUGGCGGUGCGCCCUGGGUCGGGUGCGGGGAGAGAGGGACUUUCACAUGGUCCCCCUUCCUGCCCCCUGCGCGCCGCGGGCCCCAGCCCGGGUUUGGGGAGAUUUCAGGACGCGGACAGCGCCCUGGCUGCCCAUCUGAGGGGACUGGGUCGGGCUCCCGCCGCCCGCCAGCGCCGGGCUCACCCUCCUAUUAGAGUCCGGUUGCGCCGGGCGGCAGGUGCAGGCUCGGGACCCAGAGGUCCUCAGGGCCCCCUGCAGGCUGGAGGUGUGCGCCCGGGGGUGGCAGGCCCGGGCGCAGAGGGCGGCAGCGCGCGGACCAGGAUCUCGGGGAUCGGCUGCAACAGGUGGGGCUGGCCGGGUGCGGCUGACGGGCGGUCUUCACCUCCUCUUCUCUUCCCUCGUUCCAUCUCCUCCCUCCUUGUUGUCCUCCGUCUCGCAGGUCAUGGCAGCGCCGGGCGGCAGGUUGGAGCCGCCGCCGCUCCCCGAGUACAGCUGCAGUUACGUGGUGUCGCGGCCGGUCUACAGCGAGCUCGCCUUCCAGCAGCAGUACGAGCGGCGCCUGCAGGAGCGCAAGACGCUGCGGGAGAGCCUGGCCAAGGGCUGCAGUUGUUCAAGAAAGAGAAUCCUUGGUGUGCUGAAGACUCUCCUGCCCAUCUUGGACUGGCUCCCCAAAUACCGGAUCAAGGAAUGGCUGCUUAGUGAUACCAUUUCGGGAGUCAGUACUGGGCUAGUGGGGACACUGCAAGGCAUGGCGUAUGCUCUGCUAGCUGCUGUUCCUGUUGGAUAUGGUCUCUACUCUGCUUUUUUUCCUAUCCUGACAUACUUUAUCUUCGGAACAUCAAGACACAUCUCAGUUGGACCUUUCCCAGUGGUCAGUUUAAUGGUGGGAUCUGUUGUUCUGAGCAUGGCCCCCGACGAACACUUUCUCGUGUCCAGCAGUAAUGGAACUACACUGAAUAUCACCAUGAUAGACUCUGCAGCUAGAGAUGCAGCAAGAGUAUUGAUUGCGAGCACCCUUACUCUUUUGGUUGGAAUCAUACAGUUGAUAUUUGGAGGUUUGCAGAUUGGAUUCAUAGUGAGGUACCUGGCGGAUCCUUUGGUUGGUGGAUUCACAACAGCUGCUGCCUUCCAAGUGUUGGUCUCACAGCUAAAGAUUGUCCUCAAUGUUUCAACCAAAAACUAUAAUGGAAUUCUCUCCAUUAUCUAUACUCUAAUUGAGAUUUUUCAAAAUAUUGGUAACACUAAUCUUGCUGAUUUCAUUGCUGGAUUACUCACCAUUACCAUCUGUAUGGCAGUUAAGGAAUUAAAUGAUCGAUUUAAACACAAAAUCCCAGUCCCUAUUCCUAUAGAAGUGAUUGUGACAAUAAUAGCUACUGCCAUUUCAUAUGGAGUUGACCUGGAAAAAAACUAUAACGCUGGCAUUGUUAAGUCCAUCCCAAGUGGGUUUUUGCCUCCGGCGAUUCCAUCUGUGAGUUUGUUUUCUGAGAUGUUGACUGCAUCAUUUUCCAUCUCUGUGGUCGCUUAUGCCAUUGCAGUGUCUGUAGGAAAAGUAUACGCCAUCAAGUAUGAUUACACCAUCGAUGGGAACCAGGAAUUCAUUGCCUUUGGGAUCAGCAACAUCUUCUCUGGAUUCUUCUCUUGUUUUGUGGCCACCACUGCCCUGUCCCGCACCGCCGUCCAGGAGAGCACGGGGGGAAAGACACAGGUGGCCGGCGUCAUCUCGGCUGGGAUUGUGAUGAUCGCCAUCGUUGCCCUGGGGAAGUUGCUGGAACCCUUGCAGAAGUCGGUCCUGGCAGCUGUUGUAAUCGCCAACCUGAAGGGGAUGUUUAUGCAGGUGUGUGACAUUCCUCAUCUGUGGAGGCAGAAUAAGACUGAUGCUGUUAUCUGGGUGUUUACGUGCGUAGCAUCCAUCUUUCUGGGGUUGGACCUCGGUUUACUAGCUGGCCUUAUAUUUGGAUUUCUGACUGUGGUCCUGAGAGUUCAAUUCCCCUCAUGGAGCAGCCUUGGAAGUAUCCCUAGCACAGACAUCUACAAAAGCACUCAGAAUUACAGAAACAUUGAAGAACCUGAAGGAGUGAAGAUUCUGAGAUUUUCUAGUCCUAUUUUUUACGGCAAUGUUGAUGGUUUAAAAAAAUGUAUCAAGUCCACAGUUGGAUUUGAUGCCAUUAGAGUGUAUAAUAAGAGGUUGAAAGCACUGAGGAAAAUACAGAAACUCAUCAAAAAAGGGCAAUUAAGAGCAACAAAGAAUGGCAUUAUAAGUGAUGCUGGUUCAUUGAAUAAUGCUUUUGAGCCUGAUGAGGACAUCGACAAUCCAGAAGAAUUUGAUAUUCCAACCAAGGAAAUAGAGAUUCAAGUGGAUUGGAACGCUGAGCUUCCAGUCAAAGUGAAUGUUCCUAAAGUGCCGAUCCAUAGCCUCGUGCUUGACUGUGGAGCUGUCUCUUUCCUGGAUGUUGUUGGAGUGAGAUCAUUGCGUGUGAUUGUCAAAGAAUUCCAAAGAAUUGAUGUAAAUGUGUACUUUGCAUCACUUCAAGAUCAUGUGAUAGAAAAGCUGGAGAAAUGUGGUUUCUUUAAUGAUAACAUCAGAAAGGACAUAUUCUUUUUGACUGUCCACGAUGCUGUCCUCCAUCUCCAGAACCAGGUGAAAUCCCAAGAGGUUCAAGAUUCCAUUUUAGAAACGAUCACCCUCAUCCAAGACUGUAAAGAUCCUCUUGAAUUAAUGGAAGCAGAGCUGAUUGAAGAAGAACUUGAUGUCCAAGAUGAGGCUAUGCGAAGACUUGCUUCCUGAAAUUGGGCUCAGGAGAUGGCUCUAAGCAAGGACUGCAAGGCAAAUUUUACCCACCACGUAAUUCUAUGCAAAUAUUUUCUGCAUUGACUAUUUUCUUCAAACUUGAAACACUCAUUCUUUUCCAUUAUACUUUUAAAAAUCUUUGAUUUUUUUUAAACCUCUUGACCACUGAAAGAAAAGCACUAAGAUUGUUUCUAGGCUUUAUUUAUAAAAUGAGUAGCUUACUUCUAAAAUGUGCAAAAUGAUGAAGAAAAAUAUUUAGCGAUGUCCAGGAUCUGAGGAUAUUAUGCUGCUGUUCCCCACGACAGAUCUGCUGACAGUGUUCAUGUGGGUACACAUGUGCCUCUGUGCGGCUGGGACAAGUGUCACCCAACCCAGCCUCUGUGGGCGGGCAGGUGAGGCAGGAAUGAUUAUCCUAUAGAAAAAUCUAUUUCUGACUGACCUCGAUACCCAUGAACUAAACUGAUCACAGUGAGUAAAGGUUGAAAUAUAAUUAUUAAUGUACUUACCAAUAAAUGCCUUUAAAAACUCCCUUUGGUAAAUGCAUCAAAAAAAGUGUUUUAAAAAUGCAAAUUUGGUCAGUACUUAGUAAUGUAGAAUUACUAUAUGUGACCAGAUAUGUAACCAGAAUUCAGAAUAAAGGAAAUGGUUCACUUAAAAGCUAUAGAAUUGAGCUGAUACAUUUUAGAGACACUGACUCAGAGAAGUGAAGUGAUGAGAUUACUGUGGUUUAUAGAAAUCACUUUUUGAUAUAAUAAUCAAGGAUCACAAAUAAGAUCUAGUAAAACAGAUGGCACUAUCUUCAGUUGAAAAAUGCAGUUUUAAUUUAUCUUAGUUUAUAGAGAUGGUCAUUGUGUAGAGUAUAUUCAAGUAUGGUCUAUUUAAAAUCUAACAUAAAAUUUGUGGUAUUUUGUACAAAAAUCAAUUUUGAUAUGUUUAUAAGACCAUGGUGAUUGAAACAAGUUUAUGUUUUUCUUUAAAAAUUUAGCAUUAUGUGAAGUGAUCUUUAACUGAAUUAUAAAUGCCUUCCAAAAAUCAUCUAAAAAGUGAACUGCUUAUAUAUAUAUGUAUAUAUAUACACAUGUAUAUAUAUACAUAUAUAUACUGAUUGAGACAAAACAUCCUAAAUGAACUCGAUAUCAAAGGAAAAGUUGGUUUGGAAUACACACAUUGAAAAUAUAUGUUUUUAAAAAUCCAUAUGUUAAGCCCCCAAAUAUUUUUUACUUAACCUUUUCUGAGUGCCAACAAUUUUCUGGGCAUUGUAUAUAAUAUUUAGGCUUUGGUCCCGUGGACUAGUCCCAUGUAUUUCACACUGCAGUGAAUGAAGUUGUACUUCUAGAGAAAAAUACUCAGGUCCCCAAUUGAGGCAAUGUCUUAAGUUGACAGAGAACGAUAUUGUACCUUUGGCACAGAUGUGUGAAAUUCCCAAAUGUGUUUGGCUGUCUAAAGGCAGCACAUCUUAUCUCUGUUUUUCUUCUUAAAUACUAUCAGAAAUAAAGUCUCUAUCUACUUCUGCAGGAAUAUCAUUAGUGAUCAUAUCAAAUUGGUUGACUAAAAGCAUUAUUUUCCUCCCUCUACCCCCAUACUACAUAUCAGAAUUUCAGUGAGUUGCAGUGGAUUGUGAUGUUAUAAUAGUCUCUUAUGCUCAUGGGUUAUACUGUCUUUAAUAGAUGUGGAACAGAUUUCUCCCCAUGUUGGGUACAGAAUAACCAGGAUUAUAAUGUUAUCUCAUUUUUACAGUAAUACCUGCCUAUGAUGGCAACAAAUCAUAUCUCUAAAGAGUGAAUAUAAUAGUCUUGCAGAAAAUGGAUGAAUACCUCUGUUCAAUAGAGGAAAUACGCACUGCUCUUUUUUUCUUUUUUUUUUUUUUUUUAGUUGAAGGAAAUAUCAAAGUUACAUUUUAAAGGCUAGAGUUUUGUAAAAUCUUGGGUCCAUUUGUGGCUGUAGAAGACCACAGUCUUUGACUUGUUUCCCAAGCACACUCUAGUAAUACUGUUUCUUUCAUGCGUUUUGUGAAUAGUAAACAGACUUUUAAUUCUAUAUUGUCAAUGGAAAUUUUACUUGAAAUUAAAGCUUUUGUUAUGUUUUUAACCUUGAGGAUAAGAUUCCACUAUUGUAUAUGAAAAGUGAAAAAAAAAAGUCAAAUCAUGUACACUUGGAAAUAUUUGCACAUAUUUUUUAUGAAAAGUAAUGUUACCUUUUAAGCUACUCUGAUGUGUCCCUUCCGAACAAACUAUUAAAUAUAAUAAAAAAGGCUAAAUUUAAGUGUUCCAGUACUUUUUUUAAAAUUGGGGUAUAGUUGAUUUACAGUAUUAUAUUAGUUUCAGGUAUAUCAUAUAGUGAUUCAAAAUUUUUAUAGAUUUUACUCCUUUUAAAGUUAUUAUAAAAUAUUGGUUAUAUUCCCUGUGCUGUACAAUAUAUCCGUGUAGCUUACUUAUUUUACUUUAUUUAUUACUUUUUAAAAUAAUGAUACCUUUCUUUCUUAUUUAUUUAUUUUUGGCUGCGUUGGGUCUUUGUUGCUGCGCACAGGCUUUCUCUAGUUGCGGCCAGCGGGGGCUACUCUUCGGUGUGGUAUGCAUGCUUCUCAUUGCUGUGUCUUCUCUUGUUGUGGAGCACGGGCUCUAGGCAUGUGGGCUUCAGUAGUUGUGGCGCGUGGGCUCAGCAUUUGUGGCUCGUGGGCUCUAAAGCGCAGGCCCAGUAGUUGUGGCACACGGGCUUAGUUGCUCUGCAGCAUUUGGGAUCUUCCCGGACCAGGGCUCGAACCUGUGUCCCCUGCAUUGGCAGGAGGAUUCUUGACCACUGCGCCAUCAGGGAAGUCUGCUUAUCUAUUUUAUACAUAGUAGUUUGUACCUCUUAUAUCCCUGCCCCUAUCUUGCCCCUACCCCCUACCCCUUCCCUACUGGUAACCACUAGUUUGUUCUCUGUUAUCUGUGAGUCUGUUUCUGUUUUGUUAUAUUUGUUUUAUUUUUUACAUUCCACAUACAAGUGAUAGCAUACAGUUUUUGUCCUUCUCUGACUUAUUUCACUAAGCAUAAUACCCACCAGGUCCAUCCAUGUUGUUGCAAAUGGCAAAAUGUCAUUCUUCUCUAUGGCUGAGUAGUACUCCAUUUUAUAUACAUAUAUAUAUUAUAUAUAUGUGUGUGUGUAUGUGUGUGUGUAUACCCACAUACCACAUCUUCUUUAUCCAUUCACCUGUUGAUGGACAGUUAGGUUGCUUCCACAUCUUGGCUAUUAUAAAUAAUGCUGUUCUGAACACUGGGGUGCAUGUUAUCUUUUCAAAUUAGUGUUUUCACUUUCUUGGGAUAUAUAUUCAGCAGUGCAAUUGCUGGAUCAUAUGGUAGUUCCAAUUUUAGUUUUUUGAGUAUCCUCCAUAAUGCUUUCCACAGUGGCUGCACCAAUUUGCAUUCCCACCAAUAGUGUACGAGGGUUCUCUUUUCUCCACAUCUUCACCAACACUUGUUAUUUGUGGUCUUUUUGAUGAUAGCCAUUCUGACAGGUGUGAGGUGAUAUCUCAUUGUGGUUCUGAUUUGCAGUUCUCUGAUGACCUAACGAUAUUGAGCAUCUUUCCAUGUGCCUGCUGGCCAUCUGUAUGUCUUCUUUAGAAAAAUGUCU